AACAAUAGACUCCACAAUAUUCCACUCAUUACCCUCGAAGAACAAUCAACAACAUGUAUUCUAAGAUCGCUCUAGUCGCCUGCCUUGUUGGUCUGGCCCAGGCCGGAGGCUUGCUGAGCCAAGGAUACGCCAACAGUGGAUGGAACGCCAAUGCUGGAUACGCCAAUAACGGAUGGAACGCCAAUGCUGGUUACGCCAAUAAUGGAUGGAACAACGCAAACGCUGGUGGUUGGAGUAACGGAAUCGCAAACAGCGGUUGGAACAACGGCUACAGCGGCGCGUCAUACGGAGGCCAUGGAAACCUAGGCUCUGCGGUGUCUCACGUGUCUAUAGUUAAAGAAAUCUCCGGUUCAGUACCCUACAACGCAGGUUACGGUCACGGUGGUCAAGGAUACGGAGCUGGUAUUGGCGCUGGCAUUGGCUAUUCAGGUCACGGCUAUUCUGAUGCCCCAGCCACCUCAUACGUGUCCCAAUACAGAGCUCCAGCUCACGGUUCUGGCUAUGCUGGCGCAGCCGGCUACGGCGGUGGCUAUGGAGCUGGCUACGGCAGUGGCUACGGAGCCGGCUAUGGCCACGGCUACUCAGGGGCGCCCGCUACCUCCUACGUGAACCAGUACUCGGUCUCCUCAGGUCACGGUUCCGCUGGUGCAUACGGCGCGGCUUCAUCCGGAUGGAACAAGUGGUGAAAAUAUUUAACUUAAAACUUUUGUAGGUACCUGAUUGAUACUCAAAUGCUUGUGAUAUUAG
Molecule: messenger RNA, 747 nt
Organism: Ostrinia furnacalis (Asian corn borer)
Lineage: Eukaryota; Metazoa; Arthropoda; Insecta; Lepidoptera; Crambidae
Gene: CPG23
Product: cuticular protein glycine-rich 23
Exons: 2
Coding region: 54-686 (210 amino acids)
Source: RefSeq, a predicted model, not a curated record